Molecule: messenger RNA, 984 nt
Organism: Parnassius apollo (apollo)
Lineage: Eukaryota; Metazoa; Arthropoda; Insecta; Lepidoptera; Papilionidae
Source: the annotation of a GenBank genome assembly
AUGCUUUCUUGGCUCGCCGAAAUUGCAGAAAAAUUUAGCGAACAAUCAAAAAGGCUGAGGCCAAUUGAAUUAGUCAAAACUUUUGCUGAAAUUUGCCGAUUAGAGUUAGAUCUACGUUUUGAAGCUGCUUACUCUUCAGAACUAAAGAAAAAUACAAAAAAUGACAUAGGUUUUUAUGUACCUGAAAUAGAUUGGAAUAGAACUGCAGAAAAGGUUUUAACAUUAGAAUGGAUAGAAGCAACACCAAUAUACGAAGUUGAAAAACUGAAUAAUCGUAAGCAAAUAGCUAUCAAUCUUAUAGAAUCGUUUUGUAGUCAGGUAUACAGGGAUUGUUUUUUUCAUGCUGAUAUGCAUCCUGGAAAUCUAAUGGUUGAUAGUAAUAACAAUAUUAUUGCCCUGGAUUGUGGAAUCAUGGGUAGAAUAGAUCGUGAGACAUGCUAUUACGUUAUAGAGAUACUCAAAGGCUUUUUAAAUCGGGAUUAUGACCACGUUGCAAAAAUGCACUUUAAAGCUGGUUACGUUUCAUCACAGCAUAAAAAUUUUGUCACAGCUUGCAGGGCAAUAGGUGAACCCAUUAUUGGUCAGCCUAUACAGAAGAUUUCAUUUGCUAGUUUACUUGCUCAGCUAUUAAAAAUAACUGGUGAUUUUGAUAUGAAAGUUCAAACACAAUUGUUAUUGCUGCAGAAAAAUAUGAUUUUACUGGAAGGGACAUGUAGAAAGAUCUACCCAGAAAUCAAUAUGUGGAAAGUAGUUGAAGCGUGGAUAAGCAGUCAACAUGAAAGUAAAAUAGGGCAUAGGGAAAAAAUUAGAAAUUCUUAUCCUGUAAAAACAAUCCAAGGGAUAUUUAGCCUUAUAGAAAAAUUAAACCUAAUAGCUGAUAAAAAAUUAGAAAACAUCCAAGUUAAAAAUAAAUCAAAUGAAAAAGUCUAUUUUUUACUGUGGUUUGUAAUUAUAAUUCUAACCGUUAAGUUUUUAAUUUCUUAA